This is a messenger RNA of Caenorhabditis remanei, 252 nucleotides long. RefSeq lists its product as uncharacterized. The transcript is spliced from 2 exons. Bases 1 to 252 code for a protein of 83 amino acids. Lineage: Eukaryota; Metazoa; Nematoda; Chromadorea; Rhabditida; Rhabditidae. The record is from RefSeq and is a predicted model, not a curated record.
AUGCAUGGUCCAGAGGAUGCAUUAGGGUUUUCACAGGUUGAUUCACAGGCGGUUCCACAAGUUUUGAAGACUUCGUUGGCCGGACACUCAUGUUCUCCAUCGGUGGCGAUGCAGGUGCAAAAGUCGAAACGAAUUGGCGAACGUGGAAACAGAAAGGAGGUCGGAAAUGUGAUGGAAGUUGACAAUCGAAGCGAUGUGGAUGGAUGGCGAGGCGUGGAGUGGAGUGGAAUAGAUGCGAAUCAAUCAUAUUGA